GCCCCAGCCGCCAGCAUCCAUUCCAGCUCCCGGCCCAGCUAUGGCAUCCCUGCUACCCAGCCGGACCUUGCCCUUGACCCUGGUCCUGAUGGUUGUCCUGGACCCGGGGGCUGCAGCAGUCUUCAACAUCUCAAGCCUCUCCGGCCUGCUGUCCCCGGCGCUAGCGGAGAGCCUGCUGGUUGCCCUGCCCCCCUGCCACCUCACAGGGGGGAACGCCACCCUGAUGGUCCGGAGAGCCAAUGACAGCACAGUGGUGACAGCUGGCUUUGUGGUGCCCCCCUGCCGUGGGCGAAGGGAGCUGGUGAGUGUGGUGGACAGCGGGGCUGGCUUCACGGUCACCCGGCUCAGGGCAUACCAGGUGACAAACCUGGCGCCAGGAACCAAAUACUACGUCUCCUACCGGGUGCAGAAGGGGACAGCCACUGAGUCCAGCCGAGAGGUCCCCAUGUCCACCCUUCCGCUUGCCAGAUACAGACUCCGUGUGGUUGAGCCACCACAACUGCCUGUGAGGAAAAGCCCCUCCCCUGAUGAAGAUGGUCCAGACACUGAGCCCAACCUGUGGAUGUGGGUGAACCCCAACAUCGUGUUUCCCCCUGGAAAGCUGGAGGUCUCACAGCCCAGGAAGGGGGAGGGCUUGACCAGCAUGCUCCCCUCCCCUCCGCUGCCCCCGAAAGAGGAAGACUGUGCCCACUGCUCAAAGGUCGAUGCCGCGGAGCUGCUGCCUGCGUCCUCCAGGGAGCUGUCUCCCCCUCGGAAGCAACUCCCUUCUUCCCCCAGCAGCUCAGAGCUCACAGAAGAGGAGGCUAAGGACCAGCACGACCGCUCCUCUGUGGCUCUCCUGUCCCCUCACAAAAGGGCCCCCCUCCAGAGUCGGAGGCUCCGGCAAGCCACCAGCCAGGAGGGGAGGCCCUGGCCCCGGCCCCCCCUCCAUUACUUCCACCUCAUAGCACUGGCACUAAGAAACAGUCCCCCCUGCGGCCUCAACGUGCAGCAGAUCUACAGUUUCACCCGACAGCAUUUCCCCUUCUUCCGGACGGCGCCCGAGGGCUGGAAGAACACCAUCCGCCACAACCUCUGCUUCCGAGCCAGCUUCGAGAAAGUGCGGGCCAGCACGCAGGCCGGGGCCUGCCUCUGGAAGCUGACGGAGGAGGGACGCCGCCGCUUCGAGGAGGAGGCCCGGGCCUUGUCCUCGGCGCAGCUGGAAAGGAUCCAGCAGUGCAUGAGCCAGCCAGGUGUGAUGCCCUUCCUCUUUGACCUGUAAGUCCAAGGCGGAGAGGCAGCUUGUGCCGUAUUAAAGUUCCCUGCAGCAGCCAUGUGUGUGUGUGUGUGUGUGGUCUCUGAGGAGGGGGAGGGGAAAGGGGAGGUGAGCUCUGAGGUUGGGAAUGGGGUGUCCUCAGAGCUGCUGGAUGCCCCAGAGGCAGUGGGGCAGUGGCCUGGUGUGCAGCAAAGGGCUCCCAUACUCUUCCUCUCCUCAAAGGAAGAAAAUACUUACCGUCUUUGGGAUCCUGGUGCAAUUCCCACUUUUCCUUUCUAAAUAUAU
Messenger RNA from Myotis brandtii (Brandt's bat), 1540 nucleotides. Its product is annotated as uroplakin-2. Gene Ontology annotation, molecular function: DNA-binding transcription factor activity; sequence-specific double-stranded DNA binding. Gene Ontology annotation, cellular component: nucleus; apical plasma membrane. The record is from RefSeq and is a predicted model, not a curated record. Gene Ontology annotation, biological process: regulation of DNA-templated transcription; epithelial cell differentiation. Lineage: Eukaryota; Metazoa; Chordata; Mammalia; Chiroptera; Vespertilionidae. The coding region runs from base 41 to 1261 and encodes 406 amino acids. The transcript is spliced from 9 exons.